UUCAAAGAUGGCUGUCUAAUGUUAUUGAAGAGUGAGAUUAACGUGUUGUUAUUAUUAAUCUCGUCAUUCCAUCAUUUGAAAAAAAACUUCAGAACUAUUUGAGAGAGAGUUAAAACUGAGUGACAACCAGAAUUGAAAAAUUGGCAGACAAUUUUUUCGAUUUUUCAAGUUUCUCCAGUGGUUUUUCGCUGAUAUCUCAGUGUGGACAUUGCCAUGCCGUUUCUGACCAGUAAUUCACGUCUCGUGAAGAACAAGUGGAAUUGUUGAAAAAGAAAAAUCACAGCAAAAGAUAAAGAAAAAACCUCAUUGAACGAUGUCCCUAAAACCGAAGAAAGUUGACUUCUCGCAGACCUGGGAGGUCCUCCAGGAAACGGUGAAGGGUGUGAUAACUCUGGCGGACGUGCCUCGUUCAACCUGGAACGAUCGUUUCUCGGACGUCUACUCCCUGUGCGUGGCAUAUCCAGAGCCCCUUGCAGAUCGCCUCUACAACGAGACAAAACGCUUCUUAGAGUAUCACGUGUCAACACUCCUGAGGCUCGUCUCGUCAGCUGGUGAAUCAAAUCUCCUGCAGUCGUACCACCGUGCGUGGACCGAGUACUCUCAGGGUAUAAACUACCUCCACCGUCUCUACCUCUACCUGAAUCAGCAGCACAUAAAAAAAACAAAACUGACAGAGGCCGAGAUAAUCUACGGUACAGUAUCCCCAAACUCCUCAGAUUACCAGGAGAUGGAGAUGGAGAUCGGUGAGUUGGGGCUUGACAUCUGGAAGAGAACGAUGAUAGAUCCCCUGAAGAAGUCCCUGGUGUCUCUUCUGCUGGAGGGAAUCCAUGCAGACAGAGUUGGUGGUGCCCAGCCCACGACAACAGACGUUAUCUGUGGUGUAAUCGAGUCAUUCGUCAGGGUAGAAGCUUACAAAAUUAAAGGAGAGCUCGAUCUCUACCAGAAGAUCUUCGAGGCACCCUUCCUCGAGGCCUCAGGUGAAUUCUACAGUCAGGAGACUGUCGAACUCCUCCAGCAGUCCAACGUAACGAAAUACAUGGAGAGAGUUGCCUGGAGACUUGCACAGGAAGAGCUUCGCGCCCACAAGUUCUUCCACUCGACGAGUAUUCCAAAGGUUCGAGCCUGCUGCGAGGAGAAAAUGGUGGUUGCCCAGGUCCACUGGCUCCAUUCAGAGGCAGAAUCAAUGAUUGAGAACGAGAGAAAAAAAGAUCUCGCCCUUCUGUACAUGCUCCUCCGUCCCCUGCCCUCAGGCCUCUCACCACUCAUCCAAAAACUCACUCAGCACAUAACCCAACAGGGAAUAAAUGCUAUUGGUCCACUUCAUGGUGAAAAUGUUCACAUACAGUUCGUUGAGUCGAUACUGGAGGUGCACGCCAAGUACUCAGAUCUCAUCGAGGAGAUAUUCAAGAAGGAUCAGGCAUUCAUUGGUGCUCUAGACAAGGCGUGUGCUGCUAUUGUCAAUUACAGAUCAGCGUCAAGGGCACCAGCACGUGCACCAGAGCUACUGGCAAAGUACUGCGAUACUUUACUGAAAAAAUCAGCUAAAGGCGUCUCAGAGACUGAGAUCGAUGACAAAUUAGCUAAAUCAAUAAAAGUCUUUAAAUAUGUUGAUGACAAGGAUGUUUUUCAGAAGUUCUAUGCAAGAAUGCUUGCCAAGAGGCUGAUACAUCAGCAGAGUCAGUCGAUGGAUGCUGAAGAGGCAAUGAUUGAUAGAUUAAAGCAGACGUGUGGAUACGAGUUCACGAAUAAACUCCACAGGAUGUUCACGGAUAUGUCUGUCUCCAUGGAUCUCAAUGCCAAGUUUUCUACGAGUCUCAGGGAUAGUGGAGAGGACAAUCAGCUGGGAAUUGGUUUUGUAGUUUAUGUACUGCAGGCUGGGGCUUGGCCUCUCUCACUUCCACCAUCACUAGGACCUUUUCAUAUUCCUCAGCAACUAGAGAAAUCCAUUGCCAGCUUUGAGAAGUUCUAUCACACUCAAUUCAAUGGGAGAAAACUCACGUGGCUGCAUCAUCUCUGUCAGGGUGAACUAAAGUUUAAUUAUCUCAAGAAGUCGUAUCUUGUCACUGUCCAGACCUAUCAGAUGGCACUUAUGCUGCUCUUCGAGGAGUGCAGUCAGAUCACCUGCAAAGAAGCUGCCCAUUCUCUUAGGCUCUCUCAUGAUCAGCUUGUCAAGCAUGCCAUGAGUCUUGUCGACUGUAAAAUCCUCAAGAAGGAGGACGAGAAGGAGCUCGAGGAGGAUAGUCUUUUGAUGCUCAAUUUGGAUUAUUAUAAUAAGAGGACGAAGUUCAGGGUCACUGGGGCUCUUCAGAAGGAUCAACCACAUGAUGCUGAGGCCACGCGCAGGAGUGUUGAUGAUGAUAGGAAGCUUUAUCUUCAGGCAGCUAUCGUCAGGAUCAUGAAGAACAGGAAAAUGUUGAAGCAUAAUCAGCUGGUUCAAGAGGUUCUAGAACAGUCAAAGGUGACAUUCGCCCCAGCCAUCGGUAUGAUAAAAAAAUGCAUUGAGGCAUUGAUUGAUAAACAAUACAUCGAACGUACUCCAAACAGUGCAGAUGAAUACUCCUACGUGGCGUAACCCAAGAAAACCUCAACUAUUCAAUUUCACUGUUUGACGUAUUCCCCGGUGGAUUAUUCAGUAGUAAAAUCACAAGUCACUCGAUUUCCCACAUCUCAACCUCAUUUUCCCCCACCAAACCAUCCUUUGAUCAAAAUAGAUUAUCAUUAA
Fopius arisanus is the source of this 2722-nucleotide messenger RNA. RefSeq names its product cullin 2 (gene Cul2). The record is from RefSeq and is a predicted model, not a curated record. Bases 314 to 2572 code for a protein of 752 amino acids. Gene Ontology annotation, cellular component: SCF ubiquitin ligase complex; Cul2-RING ubiquitin ligase complex. Gene Ontology annotation, biological process: protein ubiquitination; SCF-dependent proteasomal ubiquitin-dependent protein catabolic process. The transcript is spliced from 3 exons. Gene Ontology annotation, molecular function: protein-macromolecule adaptor activity; ubiquitin protein ligase binding. Lineage: Eukaryota; Metazoa; Arthropoda; Insecta; Hymenoptera; Braconidae.